AUGCCUUGGUAUAAGACCCAAAGCGAGGUAGCCACGAUGACGUAUAUUAGAGAGCACACAAAGAUCCCAGUUCCACAAGUUUUUGCGUUCGACUCGUCCAUGGAUAACGCCCUCGGGCUCGAAUGGAUUUUGAUGGAGAUGGCCGAGGGGCGGGAGUAUGAGCAGAUCGAAGAAGACUUGUCGCCGGAAGAGGACCAAGAUGCGAUUUAUGGGAAGGUUGCAGAGUGGACCCAUGAACUCCAAGGCCUCGGAUUCGACACAAUCGGAAGCAUCUAU
Mytilinidion resinicola is the source of this 276-nucleotide messenger RNA. RefSeq lists its product as uncharacterized. Gene Ontology annotation, cellular component: mitochondrion. Lineage: Eukaryota; Fungi; Ascomycota; Dothideomycetes; Mytilinidiales; Mytilinidiaceae. The record is from RefSeq and is a predicted model, not a curated record. The transcript has a single exon. The annotation marks the transcript as partial.